AUGAUUACUCCUCCUCAAACUCCUGGUGUAAAAUCUCCUACAAAACCUAAUUUUCAAUUUCCUCCAAAUGCUUCUGAUCAAAAUUCUCAAUCAAUGCCUCCUAAAGUUAAACGUAAAAGAAUUACUCAAGAACAAUUGGCUGAUUUAGUUGCUAUGUUUGAACAAACUGAUACUCCAAGUUAUGAUGUUCGUGAAAAAUUAGCUAAAAAAUUAAAUAUGACUAAUCGUGAAGUUCAGGUUUGGUUUCAGAAUCGUCGUGCAAAAGCUAAUCGUGCUAAAGCAAAUGAACAUAAUGCUUCUCAUCAACAUCAUCGAUUUUUACAUCAUCAUUCCGUUUCAACCGCUCAAGCUGCUAGUGGUCAUGCUUCUUCUAUUGGAAUGAUUAAUCCUGGAAAUUUCACUUUUGUUCCAAUGUUUACAAAUGGUGGUCCUUCAGCUGGUUGUCCGGCAAAGGGUCGUAAUAAUCGAAGACAUUCUUGUGUUACUUCGACUAUUAAUUCUCAAAAAAAGGCUUCGCAAAAUUCUCCAUUUACCAGACAAAGAGCUGCUACUGUUACUGGUGCUCCUAUGACUUCUUCCCAUAAUUCUUCUCAAAAAAUGGUGAUGCCUCCUUCAAUAAAAAUUAUGCCUUCUUACGGUCAAGAUCAUCAACUUCAUCCUACACAUCAUGUUUAUGGUGCUCAUGGUCAUACUGUUCCACAUUCACCUGUAUCACCUAUCUCUCCAACUACUUCUGCUCCAAUAUUACCUCCGCCUAUUCCAUCUUCUCAUUAUAUGUUACCGGGUCUUAAUCCUUGUACUCUUCCACCCCCAAUUCCUCCAAUUAAAGAUCUUCUUCAUCCUUCUUCUGAUCUAUAUCAAUCUACCCAACAUUCUUUGACCUCUAUUCAUCAUCACCAAUCUUAUAAUACUCAACAACCUCAUCAUUCUUUUUCUUCAACUGUUGAAAAUCAAUCAACUCUUUCACCUGUUGUACCAAAAACUUCUCCAAUUGACAUUCUUGCUACAGCUGCUGAAUUUGUUCAAAGUGAAGAAAAAGAAAAGGAACGCCUUAGAGCUCUUGAAGCUAUGAAACAAGAUGAUGAGAAUGAUGAUUCUCAGAAAUCAAGCGUCUGGAGACCUUG
Dentiscutata heterogama is the source of this 1124-nucleotide messenger RNA. NCBI's taxonomy places the organism in Eukaryota, Fungi, Glomeromycota, Glomeromycetes, Diversisporales, Gigasporaceae. The record is from the annotation of a GenBank genome assembly.